Pygocentrus nattereri (red-bellied piranha) is the source of this 3530-nucleotide messenger RNA. RefSeq names its product suppressor APC domain containing 2 (gene sapcd2). NCBI's taxonomy places the organism in Eukaryota, Metazoa, Chordata, Actinopteri, Characiformes, Serrasalmidae. Bases 193 to 1662 code for a protein of 489 amino acids. The transcript is spliced from 6 exons. The record is from RefSeq and is a predicted model, not a curated record.
GAGAAAUGUUGCUGGGUGGAAAAAGAAGCGAGACUGUAAACAAAAGAUAGUUUUGAAAUAUCCAGACUGUAUAGUUCGAGUUAAAGGCUCUGUCUUUCGUGGUUAUAGGCUUUGACCUCUGGUCAGAAAUAGUUGUUUAGUGCUAAACUAGGGAUUACAAAAAUCUCCGCAGCUGUGAAUCGUCGCUAACUUAUGGCUUUGGCUACGACGGACCCCAACUGCAAACGGAACGGGCUGACCAACUCUUGCAGGACUGCUGUCAGAAAAGAGGCCAUUCAAAGUAAAACAAGUGGGUUGAAACUAACGAACAUGCAGCCGAAGGAAACAGAGUUUGCCACGGACGGUUUACCAAAAGCCUUUCUGCACAGCCUGCGGACACUGUUCGACAUCCUAGACGACGGCAGGCGAGGGUAUGUACACAUAUCGGAGAUAGAAAGCCGGUGGCAAGGCGCGGAAACCCAGGGUUUACCUGGUGGUGUGCUGGAGUGCUUGAGGCGGGUGAGCCCUCCGCACGGCUGUCUGACUUUCGAGCGUUUCGUUGCGGGGCUCCGGUACUCGAUGCUGAACCCCGAAAACAGCACCAAAGCGCACUCCUCCAACCAGCUGUCGUACCCCAACGGCUCCACAGCGCAGCCGCAGCUCCUACACUCGCAUAAAGGGGCGGCGGUCCGGCCGUAUGAGGGGAAGGUUCGGCCGCUCGGGCCAUGCAACGGAGCUAACCUUCAUCACAGCCGCGCCUCCUCCUUACAGAGCCGGACAAGACACGAGGACAGCGGCUCCCUGUACUCUACCUCGAGUAAACCCUCCUCCAGCGACUCUUCCACGUACGCUGCUCCUAGAUACGGCGGAGGCUACGAACGUACCGGCAGGAGCCUGGAACGCGCGCAGGUCGGGCACGAGCGCACCGCUCACAGACCUGAUUCGACUCACGCUGGCAAAAAGGCGCCGCCGCCGCCGCCGCCGCAGCAGCAGCAGCAGAGUCAAGUCCGAUCAAUCGAGUCACUGGCGCUCGAGUCUUAUUUCCAAAAGCCGAGUCCUCACAGUGAAAGAGCUGGCCUGCCUCGAUCACAGAGUGAGACCACUACAGGAUUCAUAGGAUCUAGAAGGCACGGGAGGACUCGAGAUGAGCAGAGACGGCACACUAUCACUAAUGGAGUUGACUAUGAAAUGCUGAAGCAGAUGAAGGAACUUGAGCAAGAGAAGGACACUCUCCUGGCUGGGCUGGAUGUGGUGGAGAGAGCCAGAGAUUGGUACCAGAGCCAGAUCCACAACAUCACUGAGAGACAGAGGCUGGUUGGACAGAGCAGCCACUGCACAGAUUUUCUGACAGAAUCCAGUCAGAGUCGCCUGAAUGUCCUUCUACCCAAACUACAGGAAGUCAACCGCUGCCUUAAUGAUCUCAUAUCGUACUCUGGAAUGUCAUUCCCUUCUCCGACCACACAACCGUCUUCCAUCUCCCCGAGUGCCCAGCCUGUCCAAGCACCUCCAAAGGCCAUCCAGAGACUGAAGGACCAGAACCGCCUUCUCACACAGGAGGUGACAGAAAAGAGUGAGCGCAUUACCCAGCUGGAGCAGGAGAAAUCUGCUCUGAUUAAGCAGCUGUUUGAGGCACGAGCUCGUAGUGCUCAUGACAGCAGUGCGCUCGACUCAACUUUCAUAUGAGAAGAGCAGAUGUCAACCAACAUCUGACCACAAGCACUCCAAACCACUGAAGUGACUGCAACCACUCCAAAACCAUGGUUCACUUGACUGUGAUUUGACCAUGACUACUCCUUUACCCAUGAUUUAAUGAGAUUGAUUGUGUAUCACUCCACAACUGUUAUAUUCCUAAAUAUUUUGACAAGGACACAUUAAUAGCUAAGAUUAAGACUUAAAAAAUUAAGACCUUGAGUGUCAAAGGAACUGGAGCAUUAUCAUCCAGUCUGGGCUCAAAACUCAAACCAACCAGCCAUCUUUGUAAUGGUUAGUAUGUAUGGACCUGAAUGCUACAACUUACCUUCUACAUGCACUGAACAAUAGCAUUGGAGUCCCGAUAGCACCACAGAAUGAGCAAGAACAAGCACCGUAUAAUUAGGAUCAUACGUGUCACUGAUUUUUAAUGUAACUCAAGCUAUGGUGUCAUAAAGACUGAUAAGGACUGCUCCAGGACUUUGGACCCGCAUCUUCUCCAUGCACCAAGAUUUGUUUCCCCCAUCUCAAAUAUAUCUUUCAGGAUCCCAGACACUCCAGGAAAGGAUUAAGCAGGCAUGUGACAAAGAAUGGAAAACACUCUGAAUUUCUAUUUAAUACUAUCAGAACAUAAAUUAUCCAUUGACUAAUAAUGCAACUUUGCAAUAACUGUGUAAAUAGAAUUUGUAUGAACUCUUCACUUGUUCCUUGCACCCUGCAAAUAUGAAUACCCAGACCACUCCUAACAGAUAGAUAUUGUUAACCUUGGAUUGAUUUGUGAUUCUUAAAAUUUGAAUCUUUACUCUGUUCCUUGCAAAACCUGGUACUUACAUUAUAGUAUUAUCUACAUAAAAUUUUCACCCAUACGUCAGUUAUUCUGUUUCAAUGGCUCCUCAACUUUGACUUGACACCAGAGUACAAAGAGCUCCACCUGUGAAUAAGCUUUUUUGGGUUUGUAGUGUGAUUCAUUUCAAGAGAGACUGUAAUGUAAUUUGCAUGUCCUGUUCACACCAGGAUUCUUCUGAAAGAGAUCUGUAAAAGACUCUUCUUCUAAGAUCCUCUUCUGUAAGAUCUUUUUAGCAAGGAGCCAGGUUCUGAAGGUGACAGGCUUAUCUUUUGUAUGUGGAUUCCUGAAUGGGUUCUAGCUGUCAUUUAUACACCUAUAUAUCCAGGUUCCAAAGCUAAUGAUAUUAAGGAAGAUUUACAUUUUGUAGUUUAGAAUGUGUACAUAUUCGGGUAGACGUGACCAAGCACAAACUGAUCUUAGUCUUGGAAAGCACAAGAUAAACCUUUUAAGAGAUUUUUUCAGUUCUUAAGGUUAAGAACAAGUGGCCUCAAAAUGACAGCCAAAUGAACUUACAGCCAGCUGGAUGGCAAACUGGAACUAAUGCUGAGGAGGUAGAGGCUUGAGGCAGGAAGGAUGUUUGCAUGUGGAAGAGACUUGUGGUGUGAGCAGAGUUAAAGGAGAUGUAUUUUGAUAACCAUUCUGAGGUGGCAAAACCCAGUUCCAGUUACACUACUAGCAUGCGUCAGUAUGGACCAUGUAAGCCUGAAAAAUUUAAAAUUGGAAUUUAUUCCACUUCAGUUAGGUAUUUAGAGAAGGAUGCCUUAGUUUGGAUUACAUAAAUUGCUCCUUGGUGAAUUAACUGAUCGGUAUGUUUAGAUGUAAUAUCAAUUCAAAGAAAUAUACUUCAUCCUUCCUGAGCCGGUCAUGUUGACAUACCCUUGUGUGGUCUCUGAGAGUGUUACAAAUUGUGAUUGAUCAAAUAUUACAUACUUUGGCAGUCAAGCACUAAAGAUUGUUUGCAUCUUUUUUAACACAAUUGUUCUUGGCCUCACCUAAUAAAAUGCUUUAUUUUGUC